UUGCAGAAGAACAAAUGGGAAUUCUUCAUGUUCAUCACUCUAGAAGUAAUUGCAAUGAUCAUUACUGGUUCUGCUGCCAUCAUAAGGACUGUAAGUGAUCCAGCUUCUCCAGCAUCCUUUGGCGAUUGGCUUGGCUAUUCUGUUGUUUACCAUACUGGAGCUGUUUCUUUUUUCAUGAUGGACCUUUUCAUUUUCUUUGGUGUUGCAUGUCUAACUGGAGUUCAAGCAUACCAGAUAGCAAGGAACAUCACGACCAACGAGAUGGCCAAUUCCAUGAGAUACACUUAUCUAAGAGGCCCAGCUGGCAGAUUCAGAAAUCCGUUCGACCAUGGGGUGCGUAAAAACUGCGCAGACUUCUUGGUAAACGGGUACAAUGAGGACGUUGAGCGGCUCGAGCAUGCAUCACGCACUGACGAAGAAAUAGGAAUGAUACAGAUGACAAGUGCAGUCUCACAGAAUGGCGAGGGGCAUUCCCAUCAUGGUAAUUGCGAUGACCAUGCUUGUGCUGAUUCACAUGCCAACUCAAACUCUCACACUCAAGGUGGUUCCUCUCAGUGUUGCGACCACAGCAAGAAGAAUGAGAGGACACCAUUCGGCCUAGGACUCGGCCUUGGACGAAACAGUGCUUCCCGGCAGUAUAUCCGGAAUCUUCUUCCACUAUGAUUCGUCGG
This is a messenger RNA of Triticum aestivum (bread wheat), 671 nucleotides long. Its product is annotated as protein S-acyltransferase 24-like. Gene Ontology annotation, cellular component: Golgi membrane. Gene Ontology annotation, biological process: protein palmitoylation. Gene Ontology annotation, molecular function: palmitoyltransferase activity. Lineage: Eukaryota; Viridiplantae; Streptophyta; Magnoliopsida; Poales; Poaceae. The transcript is spliced from 3 exons. The coding region runs from base 28 to 663 and encodes 211 amino acids. The record is from RefSeq and is a predicted model, not a curated record.